This is a messenger RNA of Acomys russatus (golden spiny mouse), 930 nucleotides long. RefSeq names its product olfactory receptor 10AG1-like. The transcript has 2 exons. The record is from RefSeq and is a predicted model, not a curated record. Gene Ontology annotation, biological process: G protein-coupled receptor signaling pathway. Bases 34 to 930 code for a protein of 298 amino acids. NCBI's taxonomy places the organism in Eukaryota, Metazoa, Chordata, Mammalia, Rodentia, Muridae. Gene Ontology annotation, cellular component: membrane. Gene Ontology annotation, molecular function: olfactory receptor activity; G protein-coupled receptor activity.
UUGGAGACACCACAGCAAAACCAUUCUACAGUGAUGCAAUUUGUGCUAUUAGGAUUUUCUGACCUUCCCAACCUCCAAGGGUUUCUAUUUGCAGUGUUUUCUGUUGUUUAUAUAAUUAUCCUGAUUGGAAAUUUUCUCAUAAUAUUAAUAACCAGUAUGGAUCCUGCAUUACAGAAACCUAUGUAUUUUUUUCUGGCAAAUUUUUCAACUCUGGAAAUCUGUUACGUAUCGGUUACUAUCCCAAGGAUUCUCUUCGACAUUAAGGUAGAGGACAGAAGCAUUUCAGUGAUGUCCUGUGCCACACAGUUGUGCUUUUUCCUUGUUUUUGGAACUACUGAAUGCUUGCUCCUGGCUGUGAUGUCCUAUGACCGCUAUGUGGCCAUCUGCAACCCUCUGCACUAUACUCUUGUCAUGAACCCAACAAAGUGCACUUAUCUGGCAAUGGGAUCCUGGCUUGGAGGCAUCCCAGUCCAGGUAGGACAAACCUGUCAGAUAUUCUCUCUGCAUUUCUGCAAUUCUAAUAAAAUAGACCACUUCUUCUGUGACAUACCACCCAUUCUCAAGCUGGCCUGUGAGGACACUUCAGUACAUGAGCUGUCUGUUUAUGUUGUUAUGGUGGUGGCUGCACUCCCCUUCAUGCUGGUGCUUACAUCCUACAGCAAAAUCAUUGCCACCAUCCUGAGGUUGCCAACAGCCAAAGGGCGGGCCAAAGCCUUCUCUACAUGUUCUUCCCACCUGCUGGUAGUGGUUUUGUUUUAUGGAUCUGCUACAGUUACCUAUUUAAGACCAAAAUCCAUGCAUUCUCCUGGAACUGACAAACUGCUCUCUCUGUUCUACACAAUUGUGACUCCCAUGUUCAAUCCAUUGAUAUACAGCCUUAGGAAUAAGGAGGUGAUUGCAGCUCUAAAAAAAUUAUUUUUUAAAGCAUAA